UCAAUUAUUCAAAACAGUAUUAACAGAGAAUGGGGAGCAAGAAGAGGAAGAGAGCCACUACUCACCCUCAUAACAAGUACUUUGAUAACCCACCUGAUUUUUCUCUAUUGGCCUCUAAAUAUUCUACCUUUGCACCAUUUGUUUUCUAUUCUGGUGAUGGUCGACCAAGAAUUGAUUGGACUGAUUUCAAUGCCACACGUGAACUCACUAGAGUUUUGCUCCACCAUGAUCAUGGAAUCAAUUGGUGGAUUCCUGAUGGACAGCUUUGCCCCACAGUCCCCAACAGAUCGAACUAUAUUCAUUGGAUUGAAGAUCUUUUGUCAUCGGACAUCAUUCCUAAAUUUCAAGCUGACAGAAAGACUGCUAAAGGUUUUGAUAUAGGAACUGGGGCCAAUUGCAUUUACCCUCUUCUUGGUGCAUCUCUUCUGGGUUGGAAGUUUGUUGGCUCUGAUAUUACUGAUGUAGCUUUGGAGUGGGCAGAGAAAAAUGUCAAAAGUAAUCCUCAUAUUUCUGAAUUGAUUGAGAUCAGAAGAGUUAACAUGGAAAUCCCAGCAUCUUCCAGUAAAGAGUUGAAUGAUGUACCAGGAAAAGAUGGCCAAUGUACAGAUGUAGACUUUGACAACGGAAAGGCUGUUGUCAUUGGGCCUUCACCCCCUUCUCAUCAACAAAUGCACUCAGGCAUAGGAAAAAAAUAUGGUGGACCACCUAUACUUGUUGGUGUAGUCAAGGAUGGAGAGAAAUUCGAUUUUUGUAUGUGCAACCCUCCAUUUUUUGAGACGCUAGAGGAAGCUGGAUUAAAUCCAAAGACUUCUUGUGGUGGGACUAUGCAGGAGAUGGUUUGUCCUGGUGGCGAGAGUGCUUUUAUCACUCGCAUUAUUGAGGAUAGUGUUCAGCUAAGGCAAUCAUUUCGGUGGUACACCUCAAUGGUUGGAAGAAAAACUAACCUAAAGGUAUUGAUAUCAAAGCUUUGGGAGGUUGGAGCAACAAUAGUGAAGACAACUGAAUUUGUGCAAGGCCAAACAUGCCGAUGGGGUCUUGCCUGGUCAUUUCUCCGUGCUUCCAAGAAGAUUGUACCAUCCCAUGUGGCUGAGAAGAAUAACAUGUCAUUCAUGCUUGAGGGUCUGCAACGCCAUCAGAGUGCCUUCGAUGUAUUGCAAUCAGUGGAAUCCUACUUCUGCAGUAUUGGUGCAUCCUCUAAAUUAGACUCUGCCUCGUUUAAUGUUGAUGUAACUUUGUCAGGUGAACAAUGUAAUUCUAUCCUGAAGACUCAAACACAGAAUGUGAACGAACAGGAUACAUCGAUAUCUGCAAAUUGUCCCUCCGACCAGCUGAAUGAUAUGCGUCUGCGUGUUUCUGUCUUCCAGCAGAUACCAGGGACACUUCUGGUGAAAGGAUUAUUGCUCCAGAAAGAGAUUCCAGGGGUAUUUUCUUUGAUAUUCCAGCAAUUACAGGAAGUUCUGAAAAGCAAAUUCAGUAAAGGUAUCAGAUGAUGGUUCCUUCUCUAGGUGCAGAAGAUAACCUGCAUAUAUGAUCUGCAAAACUACUAGUGAGAUGAUGCAAGUGAGACUUAUAUGUAAGGUUAAAACAGUUGGGUAGGCUGUGUAGGAAAUGUUGUAGUGUAUAUCUUUCUUUGGUCUGCUGUUUUAUGAUAGAAUUCUUGUUCUAGAUUUGGCUAAAAACAACUUUACUGAUAGUACUAGUAUUGUUUAGAAAAUCUUAACGUUGAAUGUUA
Molecule: messenger RNA, 1732 nt
Organism: Lycium ferocissimum
Lineage: Eukaryota; Viridiplantae; Streptophyta; Magnoliopsida; Solanales; Solanaceae
Exons: 8
Coding region: 30-1490 (486 amino acids)
Biological process (GO): rRNA base methylation
Cellular component (GO): nucleus
Molecular function (GO): 23S rRNA (adenine(1618)-N(6))-methyltransferase activity
Source: RefSeq, a predicted model, not a curated record